This is a messenger RNA of Papilio machaon (common yellow swallowtail), 2739 nucleotides long. RefSeq names its product neurogenic protein mastermind. The record is from RefSeq and is a predicted model, not a curated record. Gene Ontology annotation, molecular function: transcription coactivator activity. The transcript has 9 exons. Bases 531 to 2651 code for a protein of 706 amino acids. Gene Ontology annotation, cellular component: nuclear speck. Lineage: Eukaryota; Metazoa; Arthropoda; Insecta; Lepidoptera; Papilionidae. Gene Ontology annotation, biological process: Notch signaling pathway; positive regulation of transcription by RNA polymerase II.
AUUAAUACAGAAUUGUUUGUGGAAGAUUAGUAAAUAAAUAAAACUUUUUAAUUUUCUUUUAUACUUUUACUUUGAUUUUAACUUUAUCGUAUCUCUGUUUGAAGUUGAUCGAAAGGAAAAUAUGAUAUCUGCAGUGUGAUUUCAUAACUUUUACUAAUCCAAAACAUUUUAAGUGGCUGUAUUAAAAGUUUUGAAUUGUAAACGUAACCUGUGGGUAACAUACCGUGUGUGUCAUGUACUGUGAAUUUUGAAACAAACGCUACUACAGUUUCCAAGAUUUAGAGUGGUCAAGAUUUGCAGAGAGUGUCAAUAUGAAAGACGUGCUUAAGGUGUUCAGGACGAACUGUUAUUUUCUUACAGUGCUAUCGCAUGUGCGUUGCAGCACUUGAAUCAGUAGAAUAGUGAUAUAAGACUGAGAAUGAAGGAUCAAAGGUGAAGGAGCGUCAGUAGUCACCGUGGAGCACCUGGUGGGAGGCGGUGGCGCGGGCGGGCUGCUGCCCGGCGCCUCGCCCGCCCAGCAUCCGCCGAACAUGCUUCAGCCCAUGGAAGAGAUGAUCCUACCACCCAAAAGACAAGCUGUUGUUGAUCGACUCCGACGUAGAAUAGAAACGUACCGGCGGCGGCAGUCAGAAUGUGUGCCGCGAUUCGACCAGUCGUUCACCGGCGCGUGCGAGCAGCAGAACUUGGAGACCAGCGCCCUACAGAAGCGCUUCCUCGAAGGCAAGGCGAAGCGGCAAGCCAAGAAGACGGACCGCAAGCCUGAUCUGCCCGCUAUCAGUAGCAAUCUGCACAGCAGUGUGCAUGUGAGCUGUCAACAAAAAUUCGGAUGCGGGGACUAUGAGCCACCGGCCAAGUUGCAGUGCGGCGGGCCCGGGAGUGGUGCGGGAGAGGGCCUCACUAAGUUCUCCGUGGAGAUUGUGCAGCAGCUAGAAUUCACCACCUCCGCUGCGGACUCGCAACCGCAACAAAUUUCCACCAACGUGACCGUCAAAGCUCUCGCGAAUGCUGUUAAAACUUCUGGCUCCCCGCCGCCACCUCAGCCGCCUCGGGUCCCGUCGCCGCUGGACUGCGAACGAGAAUGUAAAGCCGAAUGCAAGUCAGAAGUGGCCGACGACGAGUUCGUCGGACUCGACGAAUGCGCCGCGGCCUUGGAACGCGACGCGGCCUCUGCUUUCCCCGGCCUGGCCGAUCUGAUCGGCGAGGACGACGGCGACGAUACGUUUGAAGACUUGAUAACUGAAAUAUCGGAGUACCCGGAGUUUAUGAAAGAUUUCGAUCUGGACGCGGGCAAACUGAACGGUGGAGGCGGUUUGGCUAACAGCUUGGAGCCAAACGAGGGAGAACCCGCGAGGCCGUACAACGGUGGCGAGAUGUCCCCGGCGGCGCAGACGCUGAAGCACAUGGCAGAGCAGCAUCAACAGGCAGCCGGUGGGGACUGGUCUCGGUACCGCGGCUACAGCGGCUACCGGCCGCGCCCGCCCCAGCCUGCCAUGGACCACCUGCACAUGUCGCAGCAGCAGCAGUUACAUCUCACGCAGCCUCAUCACAAUCUACAGGUAUCGGCGGCGCAGCACAUGCAAGUGAAUAGCGCGGGCGCAGGCGGGCACGUGUCUGUGGCCGCGCAGCAAGGCAUGUACGCCAACUUUCAGCACCAGGGCACGCCAACGCCGCAGCAUCAUCAAGGUAGCGGUUGCGAUACGUAUUCAAUGUCGCAGUCGCAGAGCCUCAACUUCUCGCAGGCGAUGCGCGGCCGCCCAACCGGGACACAGCAGCAGCCCGCCGGGCCGCAGCAACCGCCUCUAGGUGUAGCAGCGGCCGGCAUAUCACGUGAGCAGCAAGCCAAGAUGCUGCAGCAGCAACAGCAGCAGAUGCUGCGCGCGCAGCAACAACAGAUGCGGCCGCCGCCGCCCGAGUACAAGGCGCGCUUCGCCGCCGCCCCCGCGCCCGCACCGCGCCGUGCGCCCGCGCCCCGCGCCUUCGCCCCGCACGCGCGACAGUACGCGCCCGACUGGCGCCACGUCCUCAUGCAGCAGCAGCCGCGCCAACAGUUCCCGCACCACCACCAAGGUGGAGGAUUCGGCAUGACGGGUAUGGGCGGACUGACACAGCAUCAGCAGCAGCAGCUGCAGCUGCAGCAGGCGCGCCUACAGCAACACCAACUGCUGCAGCACCAGCACCAACAGCAGCAACAGCAACAACAAAGGGCAUCCAGCCAGCAGCAGUCGCCGAUGUCGCAUCUCAUCAUGCAGCAGAACCAGAUGAUGAGUGUGCAGGGUCAGAUGCCGAACAUUCACAUGAGCCAGUCGCAGAGUAUGUCUAUGCAGCAAGCGGGUAUGGGCGGUAUGGGCUCGCACCAGACCAACCCCAUGCAGAGCAACCCUAUGCAAAACAACCCCAUGCAGGGCCAGACCGGCUCCAUGCACGCUCAGACCAACCCCAUGCAGAACUCCAUGAUGGCUCAGAACGCUCCAAUUAGUCAGAACAAUAACUCGAGUCACGCCUUCCCCUCGCUCCACACGUCUUCCUACUCCGGACCUGCAGACUUCAACUUUGACUUCCUCGACAACAUGCCUUCCUCAGACACCAGCAACCUCACCGCUCAAGAACUAUUGAACUCACUAGAUAACUCCUUCCUUAACGAUAUCUUGUAGAUUCUUUACAUUUUACUGUAAUAUUUUUAUAACCUGUUCGAUUUAGUAUGAGAUUUCAUUUAAACAAGUAAAAUAUAGUCAAUGACUU